AUGCGCUGCUGUUUAAAAUUCAAAAACAUAAGAUACAAAAACAUAGCUAGUAUUAUAUUACACAACAACGGUCUCAAGGAAUUGAAAAAAUUUAAUUAUGUUGCAGAACUUUGUCAAUACAAAACAAAAUGUUACCAAUGUCAAAAGGUAAUACAGCGAGUUCGUGAUCUGCUAGACAAUAUAGAUAUUAUAAGAAAAAAUGAAGUUUUGGCUAUAUGCGACCAUUGUAAGCGAUCUAAUGUAAAAUUGAAGUGUAAGCGAUGUGAAUACAUGUUGGAGAGAUUUAUAUCAUGUAGAGUACAGCAAACUGAAAGUCUCAGAGAUGAAUACGCAGCUUGGUGGCAAACUGUGAAAAAUAUUCUAAUGACAAUUAUUGAUGUACAAAACACUUGUCCACAUAGGGUUUGCUUUGUUCGAGAUUCAGAUCCGGAACUUAGGAAACUUAUCAAUUUACUGAAAAUGCCAUCGCCAACGAUCCACCCUCGCGUAGAUACGUUUCCUUCCAGGAAGAUUGUACUGCCACUUUCUGUGGAUAACGAAACGAAAAAUGUUUUAUUAGAAAUAAUAAAUGAAAUAAGCUUAGAAAAAGUGUCAAAAGAAGACUCUGCAUCCGUUUUAAGUACAUGUAUGUGUAGAUAUUUUAACGAACGAAAAAAUGAACGCAUGCAUCCUAAAGUUUCCCUGGAGCUACCAGUUAUUAAAGACAAAGAGAUCGAAAGUUCAGAACUGAAUGAUGCAUUGAAGCUAGGAAUUACAGGAAUGUUAGAUGGUGACGGAGAUUAUCUCUCAAAACAAAAGGCCCUAAAAGAUUCUAAAAUGGUUUCAGAUCGUAGAAAAAAUAAAAGUUCAUUUAAAAAAAGCGGUAAAGAUGAUGAAUUGAAGUAA
This is a messenger RNA of Pieris macdunnoughi, 885 nucleotides long. Lineage: Eukaryota; Metazoa; Arthropoda; Insecta; Lepidoptera; Pieridae. The record is from the annotation of a GenBank genome assembly.